Protopterus annectens (West African lungfish) is the source of this 2540-nucleotide messenger RNA. Its product is annotated as zinc-binding protein A33-like. The record is from RefSeq and is a predicted model, not a curated record. The transcript is spliced from 6 exons. NCBI's taxonomy places the organism in Eukaryota, Metazoa, Chordata, Ceratodontiformes, Protopteridae. Gene Ontology annotation, molecular function: protein binding; zinc ion binding. The coding region runs from base 21 to 1451 and encodes 476 amino acids.
UGAAGUAGUCAGUUUGCACAAUGGCAUCUAGCGGACAUCCACAAGAUAUUAUGGAGGAAUUUACUUGCCCAGUUUGCCUUGAAUUUUUAAAUGUUCCAGUGAUGUUGGAGUGUGGGCACAAUUUCUGCAGGUCUUGUAUUGACAGAGUUUGGGAGAGCAAGAAACAACCUUCCUGUCCUGAGUGCAGAGAGGAAUGCACAGCCGGGAAAUAUGCAAUGAACAGACUACUAGCAAACGUGAUUAAAAGGGUGCAAAUACAAUGUGAGAAAGAAGAAAGACCAAGCCCGUGUGAGAAAGACCAAUUCUGUAUGGAACAUAACAAAAGGCUUGAGUUGUUCUGCAAAGAUGAUGACAUUUUGGUUUGCUCACAGUGUGUUCCUGAACAUCAUGGCCACACCUUCUUGACACUGCAGAAAGCACUUGACAUGUACAAGGAGAAACUGACAACAUCUUUGUCUUACCAGCAAUCAAGUCUGAAGCAUUUUAAAGAAAUAAUGUGUCAGCAAGAAAUGAAGGUAUCAGAAAUCACAACCCAUGCCAGAAGUUUACAGUUGCACAUAACAUCGGAAUUUGCCAAGCUUCACCAUUUCCUCCAGGAGAAGGAAGACAAUCUGGUCCAACAGCUGAAGGAGGAAGAAACAGAAAUUCUGAGGGAGAUGGAGGAAAACCUGAGAAAAAUUGAAGAAGGUAUUAAUGCCUUUCAGGAAUCAAUCUCUAAUACUCAGUUACAGUUGCAGCAGCAGGAUGCACUGAUUUUUCUAAAGGAAAUCAAGUCAUUCUUGGAGAGUAUUAAAAAUGUCCAGAAAGAGGAUGACAGCCAAAGAGUUGUGGUGCAUGACUUGCGUCUUGGAAUGUACAAAGGCCCUCUGACAUAUGGAGUAUGGAAGGAGAUGAAAUCCGUCCUUAAUCCUGGUUUGUCUAAUCUUGUUUUGGACACUAAAGCAGCACACCCUGAUCUCAUUCUAUCUGAUGACCUGACUAGUGUAAAAGAUGGCAACAAAAUGCAGGACCUCCCUGACUACCCUGAGAGGUUUGAUGAAUGCCUCUUUGUGCUGGGAUUAGAGGGAUUCACAUCAGGUAGGCACUACUGGGAGGUAGAGGUGGAGAACAAGACUGAGUGGUGUGUGGGUGUCACCAAAGAGUCCAGCACCUGGAAAGGAGACUUCAUGAGCCCUGAGAAUGGAUACUGGACUUUGUUUCUUAACAGUGAGAAUGAGUAUGCAGUAUGGGAUACAAUACCAAAGUGUCUCAGACUCAGGGAGAAGGCCCAGAGGAUUGGAAUAUAUCUGGACUAUGAGGGAGGACAGGUGUCAUUUUAUAAUUCUGACAUGUCUCAUCUCUACACUUUCACUGACACCUUCACUGAGAGACUGUAUCCUUUCCUCAGCCCUGGUAAUAAUAAUGGGGGUAAAAAUGCAGAACCCCUGAAGCUCUUUCACUUAAAACUGUAGUUCUGACUGAAAACUAUUAGUGUAUUACACAAAGGUUAAAAAUGGUUCUGCUGUAUCAUGAUUAGUUUUGCAAAUUUAACAUAGAGACUGAAAAUAUGUUAAAAAAAGUUUUAAUCAGAUUCAUCAAGUAUUGGUCUUAAUGUGAAGGAAGUAUAUAAAAUGAUACAUUUCACAGUAGUGAAACAUAAAGACAAAAUAAUUUUUGAGAGGAUAUUCUUGUUUAAUAACUAUUUUGCCUCUGGGGAUUUUAUAAUGUUCUGUAUAUCUCUUAACAUGUUCUACUUAAAUUAGACCUUGAAUUUAAGAUCUGAGCAGUUAGGGAUGUUUUGACAUGCACAUUACAGCUGGCAGUUUGAGAGUGAACAACAUAAUGACUUUACAUUUUGAAACUUAUACUUUUAAUUAUCUUAAAGAUAAAACAUAUAAAAGUAAAUCACAAUUCCAGUUUAUUAUUUUUUGUCUUCUUUUUAUUGCUGUUAACUUGUUGUGUUUCUUUAGCCCCAGCUUGUAUUUCACCCCUCUGUGUCUCAUAAUGGAUCCCAAUACUGUCUCUUACUGGCCAUAAUACAUGCUUUGGCUAUAUAAGCAGGUACUGCCCGCUGCUACUUGCAUGUGUCAGCGUGUUAAAAGCCUGGCCUCCCAAAUAAAGACAGACUUCUUUUGUUGCCACUCAGAGAGAAGUAUCACUGGUUGUUUUAUAUAAGCAAAAGCAAUAAACAAACGGAUCUCACCAUCAGAAAUAAAAAAAAAACUCACUUAUUUUAAUCUAAAUACAAAGAGCAGAGCUUUGGAGAAUAAUCCCUUCUUCAGUGCAUAGAUAAUACAGUUCAAAUGCAGAGAUAUUUAAACACAGCACAUGAUCUCAUUGCCCAGUCAGAGCUCAGCUUGUUAUACAGAGAACCUAAAAUUUAAAGACACAGCAACACAUGGAAAAAUUACAUUCAAAGGCAACUUAAAAAGCACAACAGAUACAGGCAGUCAAUAGCAACAUUCACUUCACUGUCAUUUGCUUUUGUUGUAUUUAAAGACUCUGUAUUUGAACUGUGUUUUAUAUGCAUUGAAGAAGGGAUUAUUCCCAAAAGCUCUGCU